CGCGGGCGGGUGGCGCCGCUUUACGGUCUUUUGCCGGCCGGGAGCGUGUCCGUGACGAGACCGACCCCCCCACCCCUGGAAGAAGCUUCCACGCUGCUUCCUCUGCUUUCCUGCGCCCCGCGCUAUUUAUAGCCGCCGCGGUCACUGCCACAGCCAGCGGUUUUAAGCUAACGGUGCAAGCCGUCGUCUCAGCUCUCAGGUGAAUUUGUGAGUGAGCCGCCAAGUGGUCUCGACUUCUCGAGUGGGUGAGUUAGCGCCCCCGCGUUGGCUUGCACGUGGCCAUCCAUGGACCUAAAGAGGGCGCUGGACGUGGAGGAGGAGGUGGUGGACGGCGACGAAGACGAGCUCGCCGGCUGCCCCGACGCCAAGCGCCGCCGGACGUUCGUCAAUAGCUCGAUGCAGGAGGCCAUUGGCGCGCAGUACAUGCAGAGGCAUCUGCCCAAGCUGGAGCCAUUUCUGCGCAGAGUCGUGCAGGAGGAGGUGCAUAAUGUUCUUAUCCGACACAUCGAUUCCGCAAACAGGCUCCCACUUCAACUAAAGACAACCAGCAAACGGUACAAGCUGCAGUUCCAGGGAAACCUGCCGCAGACGCUUUUCACAGGCAACAGGGUGGAGGCGGAGAACAAGCAGCCGCUCCGGCUAGUCCUGACCGACGCCGCCACCAACCAGACGGUCACCUCCGGUCCCUUGUCCUCGAUGAAGGUCGAGCUCCUCGUCCUCGACGGCGACUUCAACGCCGACGAGCGGCUGGAGCACACGGAGAAGGAGUUCAGCGAGAGCGUCGUGUUCGAGAGGGAAGGCAAGAGGCCGCUCCUAUCCGGCGAGGUGAUCAUCGUGCUCGAGAAGGGCACCGCCUCCAUCCGCGACAUCUCCUUCACGGAUAACUCCAGCUGGAUACGGAGCCGCAAGUUCAGGCUUGGCGCCAGGAUGUCCAGGGCUAGUACCAUCGAAGAACGGGUGCAGGAAGCUGUGAGCAAUCCGUUCCUGGUGAAGGAUCACCGUGGAGAAGUGUACAAGAAGCACCAUCCACCUGCAUUAGCCGACGACGUGUGGCGUCUGGAGAAGAUCGGGAAAGACGGCGUAUUCCACAAGAAGCUCGCUGACUUUGGAAUCCACACUGUUCAAGACUUCCUCAGGAACUUGGUGAUGGAUCAGUACGGACUGCGCAGCUUGCUUGGCAGCGGCAUGUCGAACAAGAUGUGGGAAUCCACGGUGGAGCACGCCCGGGAGUGCGUGCUGGACGACAAGCUCUACUCCUACUGCAGCGGGCACGGGAUCGUCCUCCUGUUCAACUGCAUCCACGAAGUCGUCGGCGUGAUCGUCGGGAGCCACUGCUUCACCUUGAGCGCUCUCACUCCGACGCAGAAGGCGCUGGUGGUGAAGCUGCAGCAGGACGCGUACAAGUUCCCGGACCGCAUAGCCGAGUUCAAGGUGCAGUCGCAGAGCGCCGCGGAUCAGCAGCCACCCGCCGCCGCGGUCCAGGCCCCGCCGGCGCCGUUGCCUGUGCCCGCGGCGCAGAUGCUCGGCCUCCCACACGGACACGGCGUCGUGGUCCAGCCUUCGGCAGGCGCGCCGGCGAGCUCGCACGACGGCCAUGGCCUGCUGCUGAACCCGCAGCUCCUUCAGCACCACCAGCAGCAGCAGCCGCAGCCGCUGAGCGAGGCCCUGGAGGACGUGCUGCAGUCGGCCAGCGCGGCGCACCAGCUCAACGCCGCCGAGCCGUGGUUCCCUUCGUUCGGGGCCGGCGGGUUCGACGCGCGGGACCCGUUCGACGUGCAGUUCAGCGGGUCGCAGCCGUGCGGGCUGCUGCUCUCCAGCACCGGCGCCAGGUUGUGAGAGAGGCCAACAGCCCAGCGUUUCAUCAGGACGGCGUCUCGCCGGACACGUGGCCGGCAUGUGGCCCCGUUGCGUCGCGCGGAACGAGAGGACCAGGGCAACCGGCGGCCCGGCGCCGGCCGGCGUUUGGGUUGGAUGCCGAGUUCUGGCCAGCUGCAGCUGCAGCAGAGCAUGCAUGGGUCGGGUCGGUGCACUCUGACUGAUUGUCUGCUAAAGUUGAUGAAGAGAAGAUAUAGUAACCAGUAGUGCAAUUGGUGGUAGGAUCAGAUGUCAUCUUUUGUCAUUUUGGGAUGUAACAUGAGUGAUGAGUAGUGAGAAGAACACACAGUUGUGGGGCGUUCGACUGUUCACCAGAGUCCCCUUCCCCUGUCUGUAAAAGCAUAAAAAGGGUGCUUUGUUGUUUUCCUUUUUC
Molecule: messenger RNA, 2248 nt
Organism: Sorghum bicolor (sorghum)
Lineage: Eukaryota; Viridiplantae; Streptophyta; Magnoliopsida; Poales; Poaceae
Product: calmodulin-binding protein 60 B
Exons: 7
Coding region: 286-1836 (516 amino acids)
Biological process (GO): regulation of salicylic acid biosynthetic process
Cellular component (GO): nucleus
Molecular function (GO): DNA-binding transcription factor activity; calmodulin binding; sequence-specific DNA binding
Source: RefSeq, a predicted model, not a curated record